AUGAUCGUGGAGCACUCCGCAGCAGCGGUGCGUGAGGACAAUGUGAAAACAUUUCCCGCCAACGGGCGGGACGUGCGCAGUAUCAUCUGGCGCUGCACCAAGCUAAUCUUGCGAGAUGUAUUGUCGAAAGCUGAAUUCUUGAUGUUCCUUGUGGCUACUGCAACGCUCAUGCCUCAAAUCUCCCACUCCUCGGAGUGAUAUUUCACUGAUACUGCUACCAUCUGAAAUUAUUUUCCGGAUUGGUUCAGGUGCAGAUCGAGCGUACGGCAGUACUGUGUCUCCUUCGCAAAGCUGUAUUCUUGCUCCUCAGAGGGACUUGUUGUGCUGUGGCGUCAUCGCGCGUAGUUCAGGCAUCUUGUUCUGUCCGGAUGUUAAGCGCCCGUAUCCCGAAAAGCAAAUUAAUUUCGCGUAUUGCUCGUCGGAUGUGCACAUAACUCAGUAGUCUAUCAUGUCG
Messenger RNA from Fomitiporia mediterranea MF3/22, 454 nucleotides. RefSeq lists its product as uncharacterized. The transcript is spliced from 2 exons. The record is from RefSeq and is a predicted model, not a curated record. The coding region runs from base 1 to 198 and encodes 65 amino acids. NCBI's taxonomy places the organism in Eukaryota, Fungi, Basidiomycota, Agaricomycetes, Hymenochaetales, Hymenochaetaceae.